This is a messenger RNA of Lactuca saligna, 927 nucleotides long. NCBI's taxonomy places the organism in Eukaryota, Viridiplantae, Streptophyta, Magnoliopsida, Asterales, Asteraceae. The record is from the annotation of a GenBank genome assembly.
GUCUUAAUCUACAACGGAUUGCAUAUUAUCUUUGUGCUUGUGCACGCCAAUUGAGGAUUCUUUUUUUCCCCAUUUUCGUGUAAUUAAAGAAUGGAAGAAGUGGGGCUGGGGAUCGUAUCAUUCAUACGAGCAGCAUGGAUCCUUGCUACUUUGUCAAUUGCUGUAGCCUGUUUUCCAUUGCCCGGGAUUGGUUGGUUUCGCACAGCUCUGUUGGGGAUUAUCAAAAGAGGCAAGAUUUUGCAAUCCAAAUCUAAAUUAACUGUGCCUCAGAGAUUCUUCCUUCACUUUUAUGUGGUGGGGGUUUUAUGGACGACAAUCUUGCUUGUUUCUUUGUGGUCUUAUGCAAUGAGAAAGCAUGUAUACAAUGUUUGGCUAUCUCAAGCUGUAUUUCUCCUUCUGCUAAUGGAAGUUCAUGUUAUGCGACGCUUCUAUGAGUCAAUCUAUGUUUUUAACUACAGUCCAUCAGCUCGAAUGCACAUCUUAGGUUAUCUUCUAGGCAUAUUAUACUAUGUACUAGCUCCACUAUCCCUAUGCUGUAAUUUUGCACCUCAAGUCUUUGACUUUGUCAGUGGAAGAGUUGGCAUGUCAAGCCCUAAAUUUGAUAAUAUAUGGAUGUUUGUGACUGUUUUCUUGAGGCUUCCAUGGUAUGCGUGGAUAGGUGCUGCUAUUUUCUUAUGGGGUUGGGUACAUCAGCUUCGCUGUCAUCAAAUCCUUGGUUCCUUGCGAGACAAAACCAAAAAGCUGGAGGAGUAUGUUAUUCCGUAUGGCGAUUGGUUUGAAUACGUCUCGUCUCCGCACUACACGGCUGAAAUUGUGAUCUAUGGUGGUCUUGUGGUGGCUAGUGGGGGUUCAGAUCUCUCUUUAUGGUUGCUUUUUGCAUUUGUGGUAGCAAAUCUUGUUCUUGCAGCAAUGGAAACACAAAAAUGA